Molecule: messenger RNA, 708 nt
Organism: Filobasidium floriforme
Lineage: Eukaryota; Fungi; Basidiomycota; Tremellomycetes; Filobasidiales; Filobasidiaceae
Product: structural constituent of ribosome
Exons: 4
Coding region: 1-708 (235 amino acids)
Biological process (GO): ribosomal large subunit assembly; cytoplasmic translation
Cellular component (GO): ribosome; cytosolic large ribosomal subunit
Molecular function (GO): structural constituent of ribosome; RNA binding
Source: RefSeq, a predicted model, not a curated record
AUGGCCAGGUCCUCUCCUAUUGCUCCCAACGUCGGACGUCUGUCUCGUUCGCAGGUCGCUGCCAAGAGGGGUCUCUACAAGGGCAAGAAGACCGGUACCGCUCCCGCCAAGGAGGAGAAGCCCACCACCGUCGAGAAGUCGAUCGGAGGUGCCAAAAACGGCGAGAAGAGGACCAUCUCGACCGACAAGGCCCAGAAGUACUACCCCGCCGAGGAUGUCCGAAAGCCCAAGGCUUCCCGAAAGACCCCUGGCACCACCCAGCUCCGAUCUUCCAUCACCCCCGGAACCGUCUUGAUCUUGUUGGCUGGACGAUUCAGGGGCAAGAGGGUCGUUUUCUUGAAGCAAUUGGACAGCGGUCUGUUGCUCGUUAGCGGACCUUUCAGGCUCAACGGAGUUCCCCUCCGACGAGUCGGCCAGGCCUACGUCAUUGCCACCUCGACCAAGGUCGACCUCGCUGGCGUCUCUGUUCCGGAGACCGUCAACGAUGCCUACUUCACCAAGUCGAAGGCCGGAAAGGAGGGCAAGGAGGACCAGUUCUUCGGAGACAACAAGGAGAAGAAGCUCUUGUCGGACGACAGGAAGAGCGAGCAGAAGACCGUUGAUGCCGCUCUCCUUGCCAACAUCAAGAAGGUCGACAACCUCUCCAAGUACUUGAAGUCUACCUUCAGCCUCUCCAGGGGUGACAAGGUUCACGAGCUCAAGUUCUAA